AUGACCCUGAAAACUAGGAAUCAAACAUUGUGGAAAGUCCUCUCUGCCGCGGCGCAGAGAGAACUUGUUCCCCCGCAGCUCGCUUCUGCGUUGCAGAAUCUGACGUAUAACGACAAGUAUGUGAUAAAUUACGGAUUUCAUGACGUCGACUACGACACGGCAAUUCAGGAUUUUGUCGCCCUCUUGGAAGAUCUCGAGGCAGUUGGGCUCCACACCGAGGUGAGAGCUGGACAUGACGAGUCCCUCUUGGUCUUCGUCAGAGCCCCACGAGAGAUUCUCAGUAAUGCUGUGUAUAAAUCAAGAGUGAGAGACUGGCUCUACGGCGUCACUGCUGUACAUCCAGACAGCGGAAGCCAUUCCACUGUUGAUGCUAGAUAUGAGGCGGAAGACCUUCUGUCUAUGUAUCAUUUGUUGAGCUGGCCCAGAGAAAUGGGCGGCGCUGGCAUCACACCAGGAUAUGGACUUUUCAGAAACGUGACGUCGUACUUUCCACUUCAUAAUCCUCGGGCCAGCGGAUCAUUGCUUAGACGUCUCGGCAAGAAACCAGUCCUUAGAGACGAGGACUUUGACUUGAUUCGGGACUUGUUCGGCUCAAAGGCAGCGUUUUACUUCGCAUUUAACCAAACAUAUAUUCUCUUCCUCUUCUUCCCGGCUUUUUCGGGCUUGUUAGCAUGGGCAUUUCUGCCGCUGUAUUCUUGGUUUUAUACGAUUCUAACUGGGUUAUGGUGUAUAGUUUUCAUUGAAUACUGGAAGCUAAAGGAGACCGAUCUGAGCAUUCGAUGGGACGUCAAAGGGGUCGGUAGUCUCAAGACCGAUCGGCCUCCCUUUAUCUUCGAGAAACGGCUGGUGCAAAUCCCUUUUAUGUUACUUGCUACAUUAGUUUUGGGGGCUUUGAUUGCUAUGGCACUUGCUAUUGAGGUUCUUAUCUCCGAGGUAUACGAUGGACAGUAUAAAUCGUAUCUGGAAUACCUCCCACCUACGCUUCUGGCUAUAAUAAUGCCAUGUGUCAGCCAGUUCCUCGAGCGCACUGCUACAGCCCUCACUGGAUUCGAAAAUCAUAGAACCGCGGAUUCCCACGAGCAGUCGCUGGCGCAGAAAGUGUUCAUGCUAAACUUCACCACUCUAUAUCUCCCUAUUUUCCUCACUGCCUUUGUCUACUUUCCAUUUGGAAGCCUCUUUGUCCCACGACUGAAAAGCUUCUUGCAUUACAUACAAGGAGAUACUGCCCGAUUUGUUAAAAACCCCUUCCACAGCGACAAAAACCGAUUACAGCGCGAAGUCAUUACGCUUACUAUUACUGGCCAAAUCACACACUUUGGCGAAAAGUUCAUUAUCCCUUUUGUCAAACAAUAUAUCCGCUCCUGGUAUCGCAACUAUCGUGUCUCGCAGUCCGCCGCCGUUCCCAUAGAGCGCGUCGUCCAGGACCCCCCCGAGGAGCAGGCUUUUUUGUCUGCCGCCCGCUGUCAGGCUUCUCUCCCUCCGUACGACGUGCAGGCCGACAUCUCACAGAUAGUUCUCCAAUUUGGAUACCUCGCCCUCUUUAGUCCCGUCUGGCCGCUGGUGCCGAUUGGGCUCCUAAUUAAUAACUGGAUCGAGUUACGCUCUGACUUUCUCAAGAUAUGCAUCGAGCAUCAGCGACCUGCGCCAUUACGGACAGAUGGUAUCGGCCCUUGGGCGCAGAAUCUGUGGUUCCUGACUUGGCUUGGGAGUAUCUCUACUGCGGCGAUUGCCUGGUGGAAACUACUAAUCACGAUCAUCAUUAGCGAGCACAUCUCCUUGGCCAUGAGGGCCGUGGUGCAGUCUGCUAUGCAGAGAAUUGGGCCGAAACAGGUCUGUAAAGAGAGCGAUGCAGACUUCGUGAAGAGGAAGAAGUAUUUGGCCAAGCUGGAGGCUAAUAAGAGCGAGAUUCUUGGACUCGGGCGAAAGAAAACGGAGCGCAUUAGGUCUAUUUUGAUGACAGACGGGAACACGUUCUGGACGAGGCAGGUGGAUGAUGGCAAGAGUAAAUCGGUGGGCGUUCAGAUUAUACAAACCCUGAGAAAGAUCGACAAAGGGUGCGAAAAGGGCGGUAAUGGCAAAGUUGACUCAUAG
Messenger RNA from Hirsutella rhossiliensis, 2091 nucleotides. Its product is annotated as calcium-activated chloride channel domain-containing protein. NCBI's taxonomy places the organism in Eukaryota, Fungi, Ascomycota, Sordariomycetes, Hypocreales, Ophiocordycipitaceae. Gene Ontology annotation, biological process: chloride transmembrane transport. The record is from RefSeq and is a predicted model, not a curated record. Bases 1 to 2091 code for a protein of 696 amino acids. Gene Ontology annotation, cellular component: cortical endoplasmic reticulum. Gene Ontology annotation, molecular function: chloride channel activity. The transcript has 7 exons.